GGGAUAUAGCACCCGGGUUUUUUUAUCGUCUACCUUUAAAAAUGUCAGAUAAAUUUACUUUAUUUGAGGACCAACUUUGAAGGUUAAGAAAACAUUAGGGACUGUUUCUUGUAAAGUCUAAACGUGAAAUAAAUCCAUGUUCGUCUUCCCCCAAAUUGCUUUUUCAAGAUUGUAAUUACAGGUUUAGAUUGGGUGUAAUUAAGCAAACGCAAUUUGUCUUUUUCAAAUCCUGAUUUGAUUAAUUAGAUUCCAGAAAUGGAGAACACAAUGCAAGAAGCAGGACAAACAUCUGUAGGUGGGAAAUCGGAUAUUGGUCAUGUGAAGAAACUGUUGUUUAGGCGAAUGCUGGUUGGGGUAAGUGAUGGUCGGUUUUUCAUGGGUGCAUUUUACUGUAUGGAUAAACAGGGAAACAUUAUUCUUCAAGAUGCUGUGGAGUAUCGAAAUACCAGACGAGAUAAUCCUUCUCCAAUGGAACAGAGGGGUCUUGGUCUCAUAUUAAUUCCCUUCACUUGUAGAACUUCUUGUCAUGUGGAUUGCUCGAUUGAUGAACAACUCGCUCUACUGUCUCUUCAGGCUCAAUCGUAAGUUGAUUAACACUGGAUUUUGAUGUUUUAUGGCUGAACUUCUGUUAGUGAAUAGUGUUCUGUGUACCUGAUGCUCUUGUAGUCUUCUAAGAAGUUAUGUAUCUGAGAUAUUUGAAUUGAUAAUUAAUUAUAUUAUAAACAUAAAUUAUUUGAGUUUA
This is a messenger RNA of Erigeron canadensis, 742 nucleotides long. RefSeq lists its product as uncharacterized. The record is from RefSeq and is a predicted model, not a curated record. Lineage: Eukaryota; Viridiplantae; Streptophyta; Magnoliopsida; Asterales; Asteraceae. The coding region runs from base 256 to 585 and encodes 109 amino acids. Gene Ontology annotation, cellular component: NatC complex. The transcript is spliced from 2 exons.